Molecule: messenger RNA, 1272 nt
Organism: Cydia splendana
Lineage: Eukaryota; Metazoa; Arthropoda; Insecta; Lepidoptera; Tortricidae
Exons: 1
Coding region: 1-1272 (423 amino acids)
Biological process (GO): DNA integration
Molecular function (GO): nucleic acid binding
Source: RefSeq, a predicted model, not a curated record
AUGAAGAAUCAAAUCCUGGGCGACAUACCUGCAUCAAGAAGCAAUCCAUCUCGUCCUUUUGAACACACUGGCGUAGACUUCACAGGCCACGUAUUCCUCAAGGCCAACAAGGGUCGUGGUAUCAAGACUACUAAAGGAUACGUUUGCGUGUUUGUCUGCAUGGCCACUAAAGCCGUCCAUCUCGAACUGGUAUCGGACAUGACAGCAUCAGCUUUCAUAGCGGCGUUGCGCAGAAUGGCGGCUCGAAGAGGUACUCCCUUACACAUGUACAGCGAUAAUGGAAGAAACUUCCUUAAAGCAAGCAAGACACUCCAGGAAGAAUACCUCGAAAUCCAGAACAUCGUGAAUCCAGAGUGUCUAGGUGCGAUAUCCGACAUGGGAAUCUCCUGGCACUUCAAUGCACCGGCAUGGCCAACAGCCGGAGGCUUGUGGGAAAGCUGUGUCAAAGCGUUCAAAUACCAUCUAAAACGGGUCAUCGGAGAUCAAAAACUCACUUACGAAGAAUUCAGCAGUUUAUUAGCACAGAUCGAAGGCUGUAUGAACUCGAGACCACUGUGCGCUAUAUCAGAAGAUCCUGAUGACAUCAACUAUUUGACUCCUUCUCACUUUCUAAGCAGCGGACCAACUCUAACAUUGAUAGAGACAGAAAGAGACUUGCGUACAAGAUGGCAACUCACUCAGAAAAUAUUUCAAGACUUAUGGAAAAGAUGGCGUUCUGAGUACCUAGCACUAUUGAACUCUAGAAGUAAAUGGAAAAAGCCUCUAGCCAACAUCGGCCUUAAUGACGUCGUGCUCAUUCAUGAUGAUAACCUGCCGCCGGGAAAAUGGGCACUGGGCAGAGUUAUAGAGCUACAUCCGGGACAAGACGGAUAUGUAAGGGUUGUGACCCUUAAAACGAAAAACGGCACAUUAAAGCGUCCAGUACUCAAGCUCUCUAUUUUAUUGGAACACCCCGAAGAAGAACUACCUAAGAUGCAUCAAGAACUCGAUGAUCAAAACUCAACAAGGAGUCCUCAAAAACCAAAGGCAAACAAGGCCAGGCUUUCACUGUCAUCAAUGUUCGCAGCACUGUUAUUAUUUUUAUCAUGCCUCUCAACCGGUCAGUGCGAUGUCAACAUAAUACCAUUUCGUGAAACACAAGGGCUAUACUUCGAUAAAUUAGCAGACAUGAUGUUAAUUCGAGAUGAAUGGAAGCUAGUCGUCUAUUAUAACAUAACAUGGAGCCUUAUUGGGACGCAACGAACGCAUUACAAAAAUACACCCGAUUCUUAA